AUGGCACCCCCCAGCGGCGGCGCCCGGCGCAGCGCCCCAGAGGACCGGCCUGUCCUGCCGCGGCAGAGCGCCGCGGGCCCCAAGAGCGCCACGCCCGCGGCAGGUCCCCGGGGCGCGGGGCAGCCGGCCGCCUCGCGCGGCACGGGCGCCGGCUUCGGGCCGCGCAGCCCGCCCCGCGCAGCCCGCCCUGCGCCGCGGAUGGGCACGAGCACUGGGUGCUUGCUCAACCAGGACGACGCCGAGCCUCGGCUCGACCCCCCGCCGGCCAAGCCCUCCAGCAGCGCUGGCCUCCCAUCAGCGGCGCGUGGCACUGCGGCGACCGAGGCUGCCCUCGCCGCCGGCAGUGGCCAGCGGCCAGCGGCAGGCCCGCAUCAGCGCCGGCAGCCAGUCGAGCCGAACACCGCCAGCCAGCUGGGCAGCGCCUUCCGGCCGCCACCGCGCAGCAGCGACCGAGGUGGGGAAGCCGCGAGGGCCACCAAGGCACCCGUGGGUAAACCCGACGCGCCGCAGUCAGCUGCGCGCACCAGCACCACCGACCUGACCGCAGACGGCUUCGCCAGCCGCAAGCCCGCGGGCGCGGGGGCGCGCGCGCCCCGCCUGUCGCAGUCCAGCGGCCAGCCCAAAGGCCUCGGCCUCCGCAGCCCUGCCGGCGCCAGGCCUGCGGGCACGCACUCGCCCCGCCCCUCGCAGCCCAGCAGCCGGCCCAGCGCCGGCAGUCAGCCUUCGCCCAAGGCCGCCGCACGCCUCUCGAGCGGCCAGGGCGCUAUAGCAGCAGCAGCGGCCAUACUCCCGCAGCCAGCCAGUGGCGCACGGGCCAAGAGGCCAUUGAGCCCGGAGUCCGAGGCCAAGGCGGAGAGCAUCCACCACAAUUGUGCCCACGACGAGGACGAGUGGUACAUCCGGGUGGACGACUCCGACCCUCAGGAGGCCGAGCUGGCUCGCGCAGCCAGCGCAGCAGGGCGUGGGAUCGAGGACAUUUGCCUGCUGAAGAGUGCGGCCGAUCUCUGCGCGUUCUUGCACGACGUCCAGGUGCCCGAGACGAGCCUCGUCCUGGUGGACACCGCGUGCCGGUGUUAUGAAGCCUGGGCGUUCUUGAAAGAUUUCGCCGAUAAGGGCGGCGGAAACUUGUUCCCUGUGAAGGUGGCCAUUACCACCGACUGCGAGGCCGCCCUGGGAGAAGGCAGCCAAUCGAUGCCGCCCAGCAGAAGCCCGACAUCACCAACCGGUCCAAGCCAGCAUAGCGCUACGGCGUCGCAGCUUGUGCAGCGCACCGUGGAUCACGAGCGCAUCCCCGACGAGCUCCGGGUGCUCCAGGACCGCGUGCCGCCAGGCGGCGCCGAGCGCGGCGCCGUCCAACCCCUCGACGCCGAGUCGCUGCGCGUUGUCUACGAGGAUUCCCUCGGCACCGCUUCCGGGGAGCGCGAGGGCCUCCACGACGAGCUGCAGGCGCCCGCGGCCGACAGGGCGGCUCUGGCAGUGCCCUCAGGGCCAGAGGCCGCGCAGGCUGGCCCCCCACGGCGGUGGGCUCCGUCGGCCGACGCGGAGCGUUUCCGCGACAUCGUGCGCGCGGCCGGGGAGGAGCGGCGAAUGGGCACGGACGGGAGGCCCCACGGGCGCGGCAGCUUCGUCGGCAGUUGGGAGACCGCAGCCGAAGUCGCUGACGCGGGGUGCCCCGACUGGAACUUCGAGGCGUGGCUCGGCAGUGCCCCGAGUGCCGCCGUGGCCGCCGUGGCCGUGGCGCUGGUGCCCCAGGAGCUUUCAUGGCCAGGGGGCUCCCUCGCCUUCAUCACGGCCGUGGGCCGGAAUGGCAAGGAGGACCGAGAGGCGACCAGCCGUGCCAUCGCGCACCAGCUGGACCAGAACGGCAUCAGCCUCAAGCUUGCCAGCGCCAUUGUAGAGCGCGGCGUCGCCCUCGUGGACAGUGCAGCCGCCGCAGGCGAGGCCCUGAACGAGAAGUUCGCUGCCGACGGGGGGUUCGAGUUCGACUUCGGCACGAAGGCGGAUUUCUUCCAGGGUCUGGAGUUCCGCAUCGGCCCCCCGAAUCCAGACGUCCUCAAAGGUAUGGUCUACGACCACUGCGAAAAUGUGGACUCUAAGUCUGAGUGGAAGACAGGAAACUAUGGCAUUACCACCACGUCCAGGAAUGAGUUCCUCCUGGUGCUUCAGGACGUGUUCGACCAGUUGAAGGGCACCAGCAGUCUUGGAGCCACGGACGAAGAAGUGGACGAGUGGGAACAGCACGUCAAGAAGCCUAAGGAGGAGGUCGAGAAACUUAAGGAACCAGUGCAUCUGGGGGUGGGCCCGCCGCUGCAGUGGCCAGAUGAGACGGAAAAUACUGGAACCCCCCGGUCCACAAAUCGACAGGAUAUCCUACGUGGUUUGGCUAAAAAGAACAAGGAGCUCAGGGAGGUUGGGGAGAAGCCCCUGCUGCUGGCUGAGGCCGUCGCUCUGUGUCUGUACUCGGGCCCUCUGUUCGAGAAAUACAACGCCGUGUGCCGCGGGGGUCCUCUGCCAGAGUGCGAGCGCGAGCCCAGCAAGGUCAUGCGCGACCGGUUCCAGAGAUUGUGCGGAGGCAGUCCAGGCGGCAGCAAAGAAGCGGCGGUGAAUCGGUACGCGACAACCAUCCACGUGUUGGCAUCAGCGCUGGCGAAGGCCAGCAAGACGUCCAAGGCCUGCACCGUCAUGCGCGGCACCAAAGGCGGCCGUCUCCCGAAACAAUUUUGGGGGAAGGACGACGCCGGAGUGAAGGGCGGCAUCGAAUACGGAUUUAUGAGCACAACCACGGACCGUGAAGUCGCCAUGCAGCACGCGUCGGGCCAGAGCGCAGGCACCGUCUUGGAGAUCCAGACCGGCAUGAUCGACAGGGGCGCCGAGCUGAGCUGGAUCUCGCAGUGCCCACAUGAAAAGGAAAUGCGCUUCCCCCUCCCUGACCAGCAUGCAAGUUUUGGGCACAUCGGUCGAGGACAAGGUCCUGGUGGUCUCCUUUCGCCUGAAUCUCAAUCUCACCUGCUCGACUAUCGAGGAGGUAAUCGGGAAGGGGCGCAAGGUGGUCGAAGACAUGUGCCGGAACCUUCAGGGCGAGGCGAAGCGCGAGAUGAAGCGGGAGGCGGAGAGGGAAACACUGCUAUACGAGCACGACGCAAUCCAGGAAGUGUUCGAAAAGGCUCUCCGCGACAUCUACGAUCGACCGUUUGGAGAUUUCAAUGCCGAUGA
Molecule: messenger RNA, 3213 nt
Organism: Prorocentrum cordatum
Lineage: Eukaryota; Dinophyceae; Prorocentrales; Prorocentraceae
Source: the annotation of a GenBank genome assembly